CAAUGGCGACAUGUGCUUGGCUUCAAUGUGUUGAACUCAACGCCGUGUCUUGCCUCUAAUAUCUCUGCCAGUGCAACACGAGUACGUCUUCCACAUUACGGGCACACCGACUGUCUGCAGGAAAAGUGGCACACAUUUAUAUCCAGCCGUUCCUGCGUGGUAGCCUCCAAUUACACGUGGUAAAAUCUGCAUAUUUUAUUUGCUCUGAUAGUGGCAUAUGUGGUGUCCUGAUACAAACUGUUCAUUAUUUUGCCACCUCGUUGAAAUGUAGACUUGUAUGAAAACCUUAAUUGUCUGAGAUCUAUAUAGACUUGAAAUCUUUGCUAUUCUGUGUAUCGUCUGUAGCCAUAAGACGCAAUUUCCCGAGAAAUCAAAGUAGACGUAGGAAAGCAACGCUCGUCCGUGUGACCUUUCGUGUCUGUUAGACUCAAACACUCGUAAGCUCUCACCGUUUCUACCCAUAUGGAAAGACCUGGUGAACCUAAAAUUGACAUGAUCAGCAUCCUCGGCGCUUUAAAGGUCAACUAAUGGGUGUCUGGUAGUAUUGAAGUUGUAAUUUACCGUUGAAACAAUUCAAUUCUGCGGCUGUAGUCUGGCUGACGUGUGGUUUAACGAUUUGCAAGAAAAAAAGCAGGGAAGCAAUAGAAGCCGAGCAACAUGGCGACUGAUGUGGUGCAAAUGAAACAGACUGAAUCUAACAUACACAACAGUUUGAACGACCCUGAACUACCUGAAUUAACGCGUGUGGAACAUGUAGAUAAAAGUGACAUUUUAAUUACGGAAGGAGAAAUGAUUUCUUCGGAUGAACAAUGUGGAAAAGAAAGCAAUCAAUCGGGAAGAUCCAGAAAAAAAUUCCAAGAGGCACCUGCUCCAAAGACCAACCCAUGGACUAAAAGUACAAAUUUCAAUACUGUAACUAAUGUAACUGAAGAGGUUGUACCCACAGCUACUGUGAUAAGAGUCAGUGAUAAAAGACCUGUCAAGGUUGCUGAUUUCAGUGAUGUGACUAACUGGCCAACACCGAGUGAACUUCAACAGGAAGUGUCAAAAGAUAAAGAGGUGAGUUUGAAACGUGGAUUGUCUGUCUAUCGCAAGAAACUUGGCAUUGGUCAGUCCCAGGAAAUGAACACACUAUUCCGGUUCUGGUCAUUUUUCCUACGAACUAAUUUCAAUCGAAAGAUGUACCAGGAGUUCAAGCAGCUCUCAGUAGAAGACGCCAAAGCAGGAUAUAGAUACGGGUUAGAAUGUCUGUUCAGGUAUUACAGCUACGGUUUGGAAGUCAAAUUCCGCCCAGAAAUCUUUAAAGAUUUUCAAGAAGAAACUGCAAGAGACUAUGAAAGUGGUCAGCUGUAUGGUUUGGAGAAGUUCUGGGCCUACUUAAAAUAUUCAAGACGUCAUGUGGAUGUGGACUCUAAAUUACAUGGUGUCUUGAAAAAAUUUAAAAGGCUGGAAGAUUUUAGAGUUGUGCCCCCGAAAGAAGAGGAUGAAGAUAAACUUCAUGGUGCUAAAGGGGGAUCUACAUCCGCACUUCAAGAGACAAGUACUGGUGGAAAGACUGUCAAAACACCUGCACCGUCUGAAACUCUGAAAGAGAAACCACAAAGUAAAAAGGCCGAUCCAGUUGACAAGAAAGGAGUCGAAAAAACUAAACAAACUAACAGUUCUGAGGAAUCAUGAUAUUAAAAGCAUAUCAUUUAUAGCUGCAUUUAUUAUCUUAUUUGGGCGUGGUUAGCACCUUGGAAAGUAUCUCCAAACUGUGACUAAAUUCAGCAUCCUCAGUGAAAGAACCAAAGACUCGCAUCUUCUUCUGUGUCUUCAUUGAUAUCAAGAUAUCAAAGGAAUUAGUUUAGUUCUAUUUUGGUUUUAAAUCCGAAAGCUACCAGCUGAGGAUAAAUUAUUUGUUCGUCUUUAUCAGGGAAUGCCUGGUAACUAGUCCUGGUUGCUUUUAUUUAAUCCAUUACUAAAUUUGUUCACAUACUUAGUCCCUGCAGACUCAUUUAUGACUGUGUACAUUUGCUGGUGCAGUAAAAGUAUAAGUGUACUUGCAGGGGCAGUAUGUCUGAAUUAAAAUAAAUCAAUGACUAAAAGGCAAACCGACAUGCGUGUUAAUAGAACACCAAUCAACCGCUGGUUUGGCCACAUCUCCCAGUGCUGUGUAACCAAUCAGCUUUAUGAAUCUAAAUGUUACUUACAAGAGCUUAAUCAACUGCCCGUUCAUUUAAUAAUUUAAUGUGUCAGGGAAAAUUAUAACUAAAUUGGCACGCAAUUAUAUUUACAUUAAAUUUAGUAGAGGGGGUUACUGUUCUGUUGAAAGGGUAUGAACUGUUCGGUUACAUAAUAAGCAUAUAAAAGUGUAUAUGCUGGCAUUAUGAAUAAAAAGAUGCAUGCUUUUAUAUUAGUAAAAGUAUGAAAUUCUAUGGAAUAAUUAAGUUGCAAUGAAGAAUCAUUGUAGAACAUUCCUAUUAUAUUUUCUUUAUGCUACAGUUUCAUUUCCCAUCCAUUUUUAGUUCAGAUUUGUCUUAUUUUUCAUAUCUAAGGCUACAAGAUUUUGUCAAAUUUGUCUAUAUAAAGAGAAAAAGUGAAGAUAACAAAAAUUUAGUCUACAUUUCUUCCAUAUUAGAGUUUUUAAUAAGCUUUGCUGGGCAUUCAUGUUUUUUUCAUUAAGAGGAAUAUUAAGUUUUUAAUUUAACAUAUCUGUAUGUAGAUGUUUUUAUCUUCUCCCCCUUUCGUCAUUGACAUCUUCACUUUUAUGUUGUGGAGAAAGUGUUGUAUACUUGUGUAAUGUCUAAUACACGUGUAGUACUUGU
Molecule: messenger RNA, 2807 nt
Organism: Saccoglossus kowalevskii
Lineage: Eukaryota; Metazoa; Hemichordata; Enteropneusta; Harrimaniidae
Product: la-related protein 1B-like
Biological process (GO): mRNA stabilization; positive regulation of translation
Cellular component (GO): cytosol; cytoplasmic stress granule
Molecular function (GO): RNA cap binding
Source: RefSeq, a predicted model, not a curated record